Molecule: messenger RNA, 1873 nt
Organism: Fukomys damarensis (Damara mole-rat)
Lineage: Eukaryota; Metazoa; Chordata; Mammalia; Rodentia; Bathyergidae
Exons: 6
Coding region: 258-845 (195 amino acids)
Source: RefSeq, a predicted model, not a curated record
GACGAGAAAGGCCCCAAGGGGGGCGGGACCAGGGCCGGAAGCCAGGGGACCGGGCGGCGCGGCAAGGAGCAGGCGCGGUUUCAGAGGCGGGGCAACCCUGAAAGGCUAGACCCAAGUUCUGUGCCUCUCCUCCUCUGUCUGUCUCCAUCCACCUUCUCUGGGGGCUCACAGAAGACUGGACUGCUGAUCCUUGCUCUCGAGGAUCCGCCAACUCCAGCCGGGAAGAGGAGGAAGACCCAGCCACAGCUUGACGAGUGAUGGACGGAGGUCUGCAAGGUGCAGUGCACUUGGUCUUUUCCUGGGAGGAGGAUCGCAAGAUCGUCCUGCGGAUCUGGUCUCUCAUCUUCAGCAUCCUCGCAACCCUGAUGUUGUUCAGCAUGAUCGAGGGGCGGAUGGCCUACGUGCAGGGCCCCUACACUGGCUACGUGCGCUUCUGGACUGACUGCAAGAGGCACAAGUGCGCCAGCCUAGGCCGGGUUACUGUUCUCAUCCACAUGAGCCAGGGCUUCAUGAUUCUGGCCCUGGCCCUGUGCAUAUUCCUCCUCCCCUGCAUGGGCCUCUCCUUCUGGUCAGUGUUCCACCGCCUGAACAAGAUCGACUCGGUCUUCAGUUCCCUCAGCAUCAGCAUUGAUCCAGUACCCAAUGGCCACAUUUCCUGUUCCACUGACAAUGUGUAUUUGGGGAAUAUAUCACCACAGUCCUGGCACCGUCUGAUCCAGGAAAUGAAAUGUCAAGGUCUCCCAAACCACAGGAGGCAAGAGAGAGAUCAGCCGAUUUUACAGAUUGGAAAACCGAGGAUGUGCUUGGCCCCUGUUCAAGAUCACACAGCUGCCCUUCUCUGCUGAAUGAAGCCGUCUCCCUUCCCUAGGGGUUAAGGCAGUGGGUGACAUGGACCAGCCCCCACCCCGUCCUUCAGUCCCCACCCAGCCCCGGCACCCAUUUCCCUUCAUCUUCACAGAAAACCGCACAAGCUCCUACAGAAAACCUGGGUCAGUGCUGUUAUCUUGGUGUGGAACAGGUGACCUUGAACAUCAACUUUGGCUUCAGGUGGCACAAGUCUUUGGCUAAAGACAGACGGGAGCUAGGGGAGUGGCCUAAUUCUAUCCUAGGUUGGGAUGGGCUUCUGGCCAGGGACACAGGUGUUAGGUCUUCAUGGUCUCCCUGAUCCACUGCAAGUAGCGGCACACUUUGGUGUAGACACCAGCCUUGGUGGUGGUAUCACAAGGGACGUCGCCCCAGGACACAAUGCCCUGCAGGGCACCUUCACAGACCAGGGGGCCUCCAGAGUCACCCUGUGGGGAGAAGAGGGGAUUUCAAGUCGAGUGGGAACUUCCUGAACUCAGUAGUGUCCCCUUCCCCACCCUGAUCGUCGUUUGUAAUGUCAAUCAAAACCCAAACCAACCCGACUGGAUGGGACUCACUCUAGCCACGUCCAGCCCUACCCUCACGCAAUCCCAACUCAAUUUAACCAAGUUACGUCUAACUCAGCCCAGCCCCCCAUUCAGCAUCAAACCAGACCCAUGCCCGUCCUCACAUCUAGUGCUACCCAAACCCCAUCUUCACGUCUUGUGCAUCCUCUCAAAGAUCCACUGGUUCUACUUCACAUUUCCAUCAAAAUCAAACUCAUUCCCAUUCUCAACCCAGCCUAUGCGGCCUCUAGCUAACUGCCACACUGUCCACCCCAAACAAACCCGACACUAUCCCAUCUCUAACCCCUACCUCCAACCAUCACCCCAAGUGCUUGACCUAUUCCCUUGCCCAACCUAACCCCAGCAUCUUUUCUGGCUCAGGGCAAAGGAAACCAAGCCCAUCCCAACUCUGAGACCUAUCCUUGUCCCCUCUCUUCCGGCCGAUGCCCCUCUUGGCUCUGACC